AGGGAGGGUCUUCUUGGGGCCGUCGUGCCCCGCCCCAGUCCGGCCGCGGCGCGGGUUCGAGCUGCUGCUCGGCAGGCCUGGGUGUCUGGGGCAUGAGCGGGGUGUGGGGGGCCGGCGGGCCUCGGUGCCAGGAGGCGCUCGCGGUCCUCACCUCGCUGUGCCGAGCCCGGCCGCCCCCUCUCGGGCUGGACGUGGAGACUUGUCGGAGCUUCGAGCUGCAGCCCCCAGAACGGAGUCCCAGCGCGGCAGGCGCAGGCACCUCUGUCAGCCUCCUCGCAGUUGUAGUUAUUGUGUGUGGCGUGGCCCUGGUGGCAGUUUUUCUCUUUCUCUUUUGGAAGCUGUGCUGGAUGCCCUGGAGGAACAAGGAGGCCUCCAGUCCCUCUUCUGCUAAUCAGCCCUUGGAAGCCCUCCAGAGCCCCAGCUUCAGAGGCAACAUGGCGGACAAGCUGAAGGACCCCAGCACCCUGGGCUUCCUGGAGGCGGCCGUGAAGAUCAGCCACACAUCCCCAGAUAUCCCAGCUGAGGUGCAGAUGUCGGUCAAGGAGCACAUCAUGCGUCACACGCGGCUGCAGCGGCAAACUACAGAGCCAGCCUCAUCCACCAGGCACACGUCCUUCAAGCGCCACCUGCCAAGGCAGAUGCACGUCUCCAGUGUAGACUAUGGCAACGAGCUUCCACCAGCAGCAGAGCAGCCCACCAGCAUUGGCCGCAUCAAGCCUGAGCUCUACAAGCAGAAGUCGGUGGAUGGGGACGAUGCCAAGUCUGAGGCCACCAAAAGCUGCGGGAAGAUCAACUUCAGCCUACGUUAUGAUUACGAGACCGAGACCCUGAUUGUGCGUAUCCUGAAGGCUUUUGACCUCCCUGCCAAGGACUUUUGCGGAAGCUCUGACCCUUAUGUCAAGAUCUACCUCCUGCCUGACCGCAAAUGCAAGCUGCAGACCCGGGUGCACCGCAAGACCCUGAACCCCACCUUUGAUGAGAACUUCCACUUCCCUGUGCCCUAUGAGGAGCUGGCUGACCGCAAGCUGCAUCUCAGUGUCUUUGACUUCGACCGCUUCUCCCGCCAUGACAUGAUUGGUGAGGUCAUCAUGGACAACCUCUUUGAGGCCUCUGAUCUGUCUCGGGAAACCUCCAUCUGGAAGGACAUCCAAUAUGCCACAAGUGAAAGCGUGGACUUGGGAGAGAUCAUGUUCUCCCUUUGCUACCUGCCCACAGCGGGCAGGCUCACCCUCACGGUGAUUAAGUGUCGGAACCUCAAGGCCAUGGACAUCACAGGCUAUUCAGAUCCCUAUGUCAAAGUGUCCCUGCUUUGUGAUGGGCGGAGGCUGAAGAAGAAGAAAACAACCAUAAAGAAAAACACACUCAAUCCUGUCUACAAUGAGGCCAUCAUCUUUGACAUUCCCCCGGAAAACAUGGAUCAAGUCAGCCUGCUCAUCUCAGUCAUGGACUAUGAUCGAGUGGGCCACAAUGAGAUCAUAGGAGUCUGCCGUGUAGGGAUCAAUGCCGAAGGCCUGGGUAGGGACCACUGGAACGAGAUGCUGGCAUACCCCCGGAAGCCCAUCGCACACUGGCACUCCUUGGUGGAGGUAAAGAAAUCCUUCAAAGAGUGGCAGGGCCGAGCUGCUAGCUUCGACAGUGAGAGCUCGUGCCCAUCGCCGAAGCCACCUCCGACACCAUGAGUUGUGCGGCCAAAUAACACAAAUGGGACUCAGCAAUGUUCUCUUUGCACUUGUUCAACCGUCUAAACAGUGUUGUGCAGUCGCAGUGGCGGCAGCAGUGGCAGCCGUCCGUCACUCCAGAGUCUUACCUGCUCCUGUGUAGGUCAAGGCUGAGACACUUGUCGUGUGGUCAGAUCUGUCUUAGUCUUUUCUGUCUCCCAAGGUGAUGUUUUUGUGGUUUUUCACUUUUUAUGGGUCUCCUGUUAAGAAAAAAAAAAAAAAAAAAAGAGUAGGAAAAGACAAAGGGUGGAAAGCCCAGAAGUUGGUUCUAGAAAAUACAAUGUACAGUUUUUUGGAAAGAGGUGGAUUGAGUUUCUGAAAUGCUGUGUCUCCAGCAAGCUCCACAACCCUGGAAAAGGAGGACGCUCAGUGGGACUGCGGUUGCAUUUUCAGUGCCCUGCAGGAAUGAGGUGAAUCCAUGGAAGAGCCUUUGUGAGGCGAAUUACUAGUCUUUGAAGCUCUUCGCUGGAGGGACAGAAACCACGUUGGGACCAUCAGUCCCAUGUUGAAAUCACAAGACCUCUGAGGUGCUUGUGAGCCUUCAGCUGAAGUGCAGGAUUCCUUGCUGGUUUUCCCCAUGAAUUGAAAACGUCUUGAUUCUUCAUGGGAACUUAAUCACUUUCUUUAGGAAUGAUUCCGCCGAAACUAAACACGCCAUAUGUUUUCUGAUGCGCCACAGUUAGUGAUCCUAUUUGUUUGAAAACAGGAUCUUUGUUCUCAGAAAUAACCUUCCUUGUAAAGUAGGAGAGACACAUACGUUCUGGAAUGAUUUCUGCAUUAUACAUAGCUUUAUAAUUCCAUGAGGUAUCAAGUCGCUGUUUAAAAUGCCUAAACAGAUUAAAGAAUAACCUAGAUUAAAUGUUCUUUUCCAGAUGGGGAGUUUUGAAAUCCAAGUAGCAGUUUGAGUCCAUCUUUCCAUGAAGAGUAUCUUUUUGAUUGAAAUUGAGUGAGCGUAAGCCUAUUUCAGCCCCUUUGGCUCUGGGACAAUAUUCAUCUUAAACUUUAGUUCUAUAAAUUACUAAGUACUUCAGUGUUGUUUGUUUCAGUGGUUGUGAGGGUUUCUUGUUUCCUUUAGAUCUCUACCUUAGGCCAAACUCAAUUUAGGAAAAAAAAAUGGUUUGAACUAUUCUGCGUUGUAAUAGCACAUUUCUGUUGAGUUAAUAGUGUUCUUCGCACCAACCCCUAAAACCAGGCUGAUUUGCUCAAUCUCAGUUUGUGCAACCCCAGUAAGCGCGUGGAGGUGAGUUUCUACGUUGACUUGUGGCAGCACAAUGCCAGUUUCCAGAGCUGUGUGUACUACUUGCAAGAAGCAAGUCUGCUGAAGAACCCCUUCUUUUAACAGUGGAAAAUCAAGAACAGAAAAUCUGUUCACACAUCCGUGUCUUAUUCUUUAUAUACGUUACAUGGUAGAGGAGCAGCGACCAAUAAAGCAUCCCUCACUUUAAAC
Molecule: messenger RNA, 3165 nt
Organism: Chlorocebus sabaeus (green monkey)
Lineage: Eukaryota; Metazoa; Chordata; Mammalia; Primates; Cercopithecidae
Gene: SYT6
Product: synaptotagmin 6
Biological process (GO): calcium-ion regulated exocytosis
Cellular component (GO): exocytic vesicle; plasma membrane
Molecular function (GO): phosphatidylserine binding; SNARE binding; calcium-dependent phospholipid binding
Source: RefSeq, a predicted model, not a curated record